AUGGGCAGACACAAGGUGUAUUUGGAAAAACUGUCCCGGUUCUUCCAGGUCCGUAACCUGCUGCUUCGCCAGGCCCUGGCAGAGUGUCUUGGCACUCUCAUCCUUGUGAUGUUUGGUUGUGGUGCUGUGGCCCAGCUGGUGUUGAGUGGUGGUUCCCAUGGCAUGUUCCUCACUGUCAACUUUGCCUUCGGCUUCGCUGCCAUGUUAGGCAUCCUGGUCUGUGGCCAGGUAUCAGGUGGCCAUCUGAACCCUGCAGUGACCUUUGCCCUGUGCCUGCUCGGAAGAGAGCGCUGGAGAAAGUUCCCCAUGUACUUCCUCUUUCAGACAAUCGGCGGGUUCUUUGGUGCUGCUAUCAUUUUCGGCAUGUACUACGAUGCCCUGUGGGACCGCCCUGGAGCCUUCAAUGUGACUGGGCCUAAUGCCACAGCUGGCAUUUUUGCUACCUACCCUGGAAAACAUCUCACUAUCGUGAAUGGAUUCUUUGACCAGAUCAUCGGCACAGCAGCGCUGAUUGUGUGUAUUCUGGCUAUUGUUGAUCCAUACAACAACCCCAUCCCCCAAGGACUGGAGGCCUUCACUGUGGGAUUUGUGGUUCUGGUCAUUGGAUUGUCUAUGGGCUUUAACUCUGGCUAUGCUGUCAAUCCUGCCAGAGACCUCGGACCACGUCUUUUCACCGCUAUUGCUGGGUGGGGCAGCGAGGUUUUCACGGUUAGAAACGGCUGGUUCCUGGUGCCUGUUUUUGCCCCAUUCCUUGGCACCAUUAUCGGUGUGAUAAUCUACCAGCUGAUGGUUGGCUUCCAUGUGGAGGGAGAAGCGCGUGACCAGAAAAGCCAGGCGGAGGAGGAGAAUGUCCAACUCACCAAUGUCUCCGCCAAUGACAAAACCAACGACAAAACCAAAGACAUACACUGAGUGUGUUAGAGAGCUACACUCUCCAACACAUGCACAUUCUGUAAAUACUGCUGACACAUUCCAGCAUAUUUCCUUCCAGCCACAACCAUUUUAACUGCUGUUGGGUUAUCUCCCAAGUGAGCUGUGUGUUUGUAAAAACAGGCCACUCCCUUAACAUUAU
Messenger RNA from Anoplopoma fimbria (sablefish), 1072 nucleotides. It is a transcript of the gene aqp3a, whose product is annotated as aquaporin 3a. The coding region runs from base 1 to 912 and encodes 303 amino acids. NCBI's taxonomy places the organism in Eukaryota, Metazoa, Chordata, Actinopteri, Perciformes, Anoplopomatidae. Gene Ontology annotation, biological process: water transport; glycerol transmembrane transport. Gene Ontology annotation, cellular component: basolateral plasma membrane; plasma membrane. The transcript is spliced from 6 exons. The record is from RefSeq and is a predicted model, not a curated record. Gene Ontology annotation, molecular function: glycerol channel activity; water channel activity; urea transmembrane transporter activity.